Messenger RNA from Sphaeroforma arctica JP610, 1265 nucleotides. RefSeq lists its product as hypothetical. The record is from RefSeq and is a predicted model, not a curated record. The transcript has 3 exons. The coding region runs from base 552 to 1145 and encodes 197 amino acids. NCBI's taxonomy places the organism in Eukaryota, Ichthyosporea, Ichthyophonida.
AGUGGUGUUACUAAAAUCAGAGGCCACUCACCUUAAUGCGCAAAUGUAAAUACAAGUAGCAAGAGUUUGAUAAACAAAUCUCGAAUUGAAGUCCACACACUCGUCGCGAGAGUGUUUAAAUUUUUGACAGGAAGUGAUUAUUAUAUCGGGUUGCAAAUCUGGAGAUGUCACUCUCACCACCAAUUCACUUUGCUGGGAAAAGAAAGCCUCAUUCCUGUCAUGCUUGCACGAUCUGCUCUUCUAGUAAAGAGUACAGGAGAGUUCAUUUCCUAGAAAUGCACCAUACACUACGCAGAACAUGCUCAUGAACAAUCAUACAUGAGAUCAGAGCCUGCUUCAUUAUAAUUUGCCACUUCUCUGCAAUAUUUCAGAUAGUGCAUAUCCCUGGAGAUGGAUAGUCAUCGUCGCAUAUCACUACUAUCACCAGAGCCUGUAGUUGUAGAAAUGCCGCUCACCUACUAGAGGGACUUUCGAUAUAAAAUCAAACAUCUCUCAUUUGCUUGAGUACUCUCGUUCUGACAAGUUACCAACCACAUCUAUCAACAGACAAAAUGAUCAGCCUACUAUCUUCCUGUGCUAUAUUCGCAUUGGCUAUAACGGCAACGGCCCAGUUUACGGUGUGUCUUUCUGAAGACGCAGAUUGCGACGUGGUCGCUAAGUGCCAGAACACUAUGCCCGACGACGAAGCCUGUCGAACUUCUAUAAUUGAUGGCACAUAUUUCAUGCUCUUCCAGGACCCCGUUGACAAGUCUGUAGACAUGGAACUGUUUCAUGAUGAAUAUUGCGUGACACCGAUUCUGAAUGUUGUCCCCACUGCGACAUGCAUUGGUUUCUCAGUUCCAGACACUCUUCAAAUCUUCGUCAAGGUAUCCGCCAACAACCAGACCGUACCCGUCACCACCACUGUUGCUGCAAGUUCUACCGCUAUACCCACCAACACAAAUACCAGUACAGUACAGCCCACGGCGUCUGUGAACGGGACGGCCCCUGCGUCUACUACUUCUGAGGCCAACCUCCCAGAGAGACCCACGGGCUCGAGUGCUGCGAGCGCUCAGGCGGACGGGAACGGUGUGGGCCAGAACACGGUGCAUUCGGAAAUGAUUGCGAUAGUGGCGAUCAUGGCUGCUGCCGCAGCUCAAAUGUAAUGUCAGCUGUUGUCGUAGUCGAAGGAGAAACUAAACUGUCGGCGGAAUUGUUUCUAGUCGGGAGGCUCAAGGAUUCUCUCGGCGAAUAGCGGGUUAGAGAUAGUAUAGCAAUAAAUGCAG